AUGGCUCUAGAAGGGUUGCAGAUGAGAGUGAGUGACAAACUGGACAUCUACAACUUUGGGAUCCUUGUGCUGAAAGUGGCUACCGGAUUACAAGCUUUCCAUACCUGUGUGUCUUGUGGGAUCCUGGUGGUAGCUGAGGUUGACAGACAUUAUGCAAGCACAAUUUCUCAAUCUCAAUGUGGAUACCUCGGAGGGGCAAGGUUGGCUUUUGAGGCAACGACAGGGCAGGACGUGGUUUCAUGGAAUGGAAUCAUCUCGGCGUAUGCAAACAACGGUCAUUUUGAUGAAACUUUUGAUCUCUUCUGGAGGAUGAAGCAUGAGGGGCUUGAUCCGGACGAAGUUACGAUUGUCAGUGUUCUCUGUGCAUGUAGCCACGCCGGGCUCUUUGAGAGUGCUCCAAACUUGGAGCAUUUCAUGUGUGUGAUCGAUUUGCUUGGGCGAACUGGCCGGCUUGAUGAGGUCCAAGAGGUGAUCGAUAGCAUGUCAAUCGAGCCGGGCUCCAUUGCCUACAUGACGCUGCUUGGGGCUUGUAAAACUCAUGGCAAUAAUCGGCUUGGAAACAUGGCUGGUCCAAGCGCCAUCGCAAGAGCUUCUGGAGCAUCAACUUAUGUCUUCUGUCUCAUAUUUGUGUAG
This is a messenger RNA of Selaginella moellendorffii, 633 nucleotides long. Its product is annotated as pentatricopeptide repeat-containing protein At3g53360, mitochondrial-like. Gene Ontology annotation, molecular function: protein binding; RNA binding. NCBI's taxonomy places the organism in Eukaryota, Viridiplantae, Streptophyta, Lycopodiopsida, Selaginellales, Selaginellaceae. Bases 1 to 633 code for a protein of 210 amino acids. Gene Ontology annotation, biological process: RNA modification. The record is from RefSeq and is a predicted model, not a curated record. The transcript is spliced from 4 exons.